Messenger RNA from Drosophila ananassae, 1773 nucleotides. RefSeq lists its product as uncharacterized. The coding region runs from base 85 to 432 and encodes 115 amino acids. The record is from RefSeq and is a predicted model, not a curated record. The transcript is spliced from 4 exons. Lineage: Eukaryota; Metazoa; Arthropoda; Insecta; Diptera; Drosophilidae.
GACAAGCGCGAAAGUUAAAUAAAUAUACACAAAUGAAUUAAGGAAGUAUACAUACAGAGAAGGGAAAAUCAAAACAAAACGCAUAUGCAAACCACAAACAAAAACAAACAAAAACAACCCACUAAACAAUCAGCAACACCACUGAUAAAAUUCCCCGCUACCAGGACAAGCGGUCCUGCAGUCUUAAUGACGAACUUUGCGGAGGUUGAACUUUCCUUGGAUCUGAAGCAGAACCUUUGUGGAAAAAAUAGUGAAGUGACCGAGUCUUAUCCGACAGCGGGACGUCUAUUAAAGUGGAUCAACACCCUAUUACCCCAAAUUCAUCGCCCACAAUCGAAGGAGGAUCUUCAGAAAACCAUCGAAAUCUGUGCGUUAAAGGCCUUCAGAACAAUAUUUUUCGAAUGUCAUCGAUGUAUUUCUAUUUUUCUAUAAAAGUCAUAGUAAUUAUCGUUCACUAUUGUUUAAAAUAAAUAACUAUAUUUUUUGUAUAUCAUUUAUUUGCCAAAAAACUAUGUAUAAAUGUGUAACUCUAUUUGUGAAAUAUUCAAUAAAACUUUCAUUUUAUGGAUAUCCUCAAUCCUCCAAUAUACAAAUGUUUUUUCCCAAGUUUUUCUUUAGCUCAAGAAUAAUAACCGUCUGUGUCAUUUAGCGCCUCCCACAUAAAAACCGCAUGAGAAAUCGCCAAGAUAUUGACAAAAUUACAUAUCUUGGCCCAAAGCCAACGGAAAAUCGCUAUUACCCAAAAUAUCCAUUUUCAUAUCUAAGACGGUUAUUUUACUUAAUUUUAAUCGUUUAAAACAUUCCGCAUCGAAAUUGGAUAAGAAAUGGCCAAUAUAGGCAACACACAAAAUUUGAAUUUCGCGCCUCGGCGUGCGCUGUUACUCCCUUGAUUUUAUGAUUCCCAAUCGGUUCUGGCAUGGGGCAAGUAUAAAUAGAAUGUCGUUGCGCCGAAAAUACUUUUUUAAAAACUUAACAACUCGGCCAUUUUCCAUCCGAUUGCGACGGGAGUGGUCUUAAACAAUUCAGGAGAACCAAAUUAAGGGGGCAGGAUGGUUUGAGACUUCAAAACAAUUUUUUUUUCAGAAAUUUUUUAUAUAAUAGAACAUUAUCUUAGGAAUAUCCUGUGAAAGUUUCAUGUCGAUCGGACUAAAACUUGCUGAGAUACCGAUUUUCUAGUUUCUUUCUCUCCAUAACCUUUCCAUUGCUUUUAAAACUUUAGACGCGUUUUUCUCAAAACAGCAUUUUCCAAGUCGGUGCGUAACAUAACUCAAAAAGUAAUGCUCGGAUCUUAAUAAAAUUUUGUACACAUCUUUAAUACAAUAAAUACUUGCGGAUGAACGAACGCUUUUUUUUUUUUAAAUUUUUUUUUACUUUUUUUAGGGGCAAAAAUGGGCGGAUUUUUAUGUAAAAAUGGCACUUUUGACUUUGAAACCGCGCCAAAAAUCCAAAAUUGCAUAUUUUUCAAAAUGGUUUCGUUCAUCCGCACAAGAAACAAAUAUUUUAAGUAAAUCAAUUCAAUUUUUUGAUUUUAGAUAACACUGUAAGGCCAGACUUUACGCACCGCAAGAGACCAAUUUUUUGAAGCGACUCCGGCCGACUGCCGUCACGGAAUAAAUAAUAAUUAUUUCUUAAUAAAAAAUAUUCUUAAAUACUCUACAAAUAUAGCCACUUAUCGUGUAAAAAAAUUGGAUCAUUUCAUUCACUCAGAAAUGAGGAAAAAAAAUCGCAAAAAUGUGCUUUUUUUCAGCCCCUGAAACCAUCCUGCCCCCUUAA